CAGGGAGGGAGUUGCUUUCCGGUAAUAGUAAAGGAACGUGAUACUGAAUGAAAAUGCACCAACAGCAUCCUCAUUAGUUGGAGCCUAACUCUUUCUGCUUAACGUUGGUUUCUUUGUCAUCAGGUCUGCUAAAAAAUGACAGAAUAUAAACUUGUUGUCGUUGGAGCUGGUGGUGUAGGCAAGAGCGCCUUGACAAUACAGCUAAUUCAGAAUCACUUUGUGGAUGAAUAUGACCCUACAAUAGAGGAUUCCUACAGGAAGCAAGUAGUAAUUGAUGGAGAAACCUGUCUCUUGGAUAUUCUUGAUACAGCAGGUCAAGAAGAAUACAGUGCAAUGAGGGACCAAUAUAUGAGAACAGGGGAAGGCUUCCUGUGUGUGUUUGCUAUAAACAAUACAAAGUCUUUUGAAGAUAUUCAUCAUUAUAGGGAACAAAUAAAGAGAGUUAAAGACUCUGAAGAUGUCCCAAUGGUGCUAGUAGGAAACAAAUGUGAUUUGCCUUCCAGAACAGUAGAUACAAAACAAGCUCAGGACUUAGCAAGAAGUUAUGGAAUUCCUUUCAUUGAAACAUCAGCAAAGACAAGACAGAGAGUGGAGGAUGCUUUUUAUACAUUGGUGCGAGAGAUUCGUCAGUACAGAGUGAAAAAACUCAGCAAAGAAGAAAAGACCCCAGGGUGCGUGAAAAUUAAAAAAUGCCUUGUAAUGGGUGUUGAUGAUGCCUUCUACACAUUAGUUCGAGAAAUCAGAAAACACAAAGAGAAGAUGAGCAAAGAUGGUAAAAAGAAGAAAAAGAAGACAAAGACAAAGUGUAUAAUUAUGUAAAUACAAUUUAUGCUUAUUCUUAAGAAGUACUUAAGUAAUUUUUGUACAUUACACUAAAUUAUUAGCAUUUGUUUUAGCAUUACUUUACUUUCUGCUUCAUGAUCCUGUUAGCUUUACCUGAAUGCUUGUUUUAAAUGACAGUGGAAACUUCAUUCCUCUUAAAGUGCCAGUAUUCUUUGACUGUUGGUUCUUGAACUAGCAAUGCCUGUGAAAAAAAAAAAAAAGGAAAAACAAAAAAAACCACACUCACAAAAACCUGAGAACUGUCUUAGGGCUUUUUGGUGCAUGCACAGUUGCUAACUUUCUAUUUUUCUUACUGAUUGUGAACUUCUGUUCUGUGUGCAAACCAAACAAUGAAAUGAUGCUCUACACAUUCUAACAUACCCUUUAAUUUUUUAGUUUUCAAAUCUGGUUGGGAAGAAGGACUAGUUAGCAAAAGAGACUUUCAUUUCAGCCUUUCUUUUCUUUUAGACUGACUGCAAUAUAGAGAGACCAGAAGCCUUUAUAGUCUUCCUGUAGAUUUUGCUUCUAGGCAUCUAGUCUUGUAGCAUUUCAGAUCACUUUAAUGAAUGUAAAGAUAAAACUUUCACAAAUAAAUUUUUCACUGCAAUUUGUCACGGUCUCUCCUUAAAUACUCUAUUUUUUCUAUAAAAAAAAGAAAAAUUA
Molecule: messenger RNA, 1485 nt
Organism: Pterocles gutturalis (yellow-throated sandgrouse)
Lineage: Eukaryota; Metazoa; Chordata; Aves; Pterocliformes; Pteroclidae
Gene: KRAS
Product: Kirsten rat sarcoma viral oncogene homolog
Exons: 6
Coding region: 136-819 (227 amino acids)
Biological process (GO): Ras protein signal transduction
Cellular component (GO): plasma membrane
Molecular function (GO): GTPase activity; GDP binding; GTP binding
Source: RefSeq, a predicted model, not a curated record